AUGCAUGGGUAUUCGAGAGGAGGUAUUUCCACAUUUGGAGGCGGUGGAGGGGAAACAGACCGCUAUGCAGCGAAUCAGUAUACUUCACAAACCUUUCAAGUAGGCUCUACCAGCCCGUCUCGAGUGAAUCUAGGACCACAUUCGAGAGUCAUCAAUCACGAAUCUUCCUAUUCUACUGCCAAGCCCACCUCACCUGUAGCCAGAUCUGACCGAUAUUUUCCACGCUCUUCCAUCAAACAGGUUCGAUGUGGCAACCGAGGUUCCUCAAGUAUGGAAGGCAGUUGGCAUUCACGAAGUUCCUCGGAGCACAGCUACCUCAAUCAAAAUUUCCGUCCACAGGUGGGAUUUGAUGAAUCUCCCACUGUCUUUGCCUUCUCUCCCACCACCAUGAGUCUCCAUCAGCAGGAAGAAGCUUUCAGCGCUGCACUCACUCCAACUGGCCAGCAACAGCCGCAGCAAUUGCAGACAAACGGCUACUUCAAUGGAACUCUGAGGCAAAGAACCUCUCGGCCCAAUGCUCUGAAUUCUUCACCCCCGCUUUCUAGAGCAGCGGACAAUAUGUACACACAACUUUCGGAUAUGGCGAAACUGCAGUCCAAGAAGAUGCCCCAAAAUACGGCGACAUUCCCUCGACGGGGAGCCAACUUUUUAAACAGGUCAAAUGAAGGCGUCAUGCAGAGAAUGCACGUCAACGGGGUGGAGCAGAACCCAUUCGCCAGCGACGCGGAGACCAUCAAACAACGACUCCUCAAGGAAUACCAGGAUAAUCGUUUAAAGAUGGAUAUGAGCUACGAGAAUUCCUCCAUGUCGGACAGCUGUCAUUAUUCAAUUCCCUCGUAUUAUGACAAAAUUACCAAAUUUCAGGCUGGAAGGACGUCAGAUAGUGGCACCCUUCAAAGAAGUCAAGAGCUGCCUUACUUCGAGAAAAAACGACGUCAAAGCGGAACAGUCAUCAUUCCCUCACGUUCAGUCGACAACUGCAUGACAAGAUCAGAAUACAGUGAACGGUGUGCAUAA
Messenger RNA from Rodentolepis nana, 1017 nucleotides. NCBI's taxonomy places the organism in Eukaryota, Metazoa, Platyhelminthes, Cestoda, Cyclophyllidea, Hymenolepididae. The record is from the annotation of a GenBank genome assembly.